This is a messenger RNA of Emiliania huxleyi CCMP1516, 636 nucleotides long. RefSeq lists its product as hypothetical. NCBI's taxonomy places the organism in Eukaryota, Haptophyta, Isochrysidales, Noelaerhabdaceae. Bases 75 to 551 code for a protein of 158 amino acids. The record is from RefSeq and is a predicted model, not a curated record. The transcript is spliced from 6 exons.
AGCGAUAGACCUAGCCCCGGGCAGUGCGGCCACAGAGGAUAUCCACUCAAGAACCUAACGCCGACCGAGACUGAAUGGAGGAGUGGCAGAAGCAGCUGGUCGGCAAGUGGAUUCUGGUGACGCACGACGGCCAGUACGACGCGUGGAUGAAGCUGAAGGGUGUCUCUUGGGCAAAUCGCAAGGUUGCGGCGGGGCUGUCGGCCGUAAAGGAUGUAGAGAUCGCCGAGGGCGUCGUCACACAUACGUACACGCUGCUCAAGAUGAUCAAGGUGAAGCAGACGCUCGACCCGGCGGCGACAGAGCCCGUUGAGGGCAGCGAGAAUGGAGACCGCGUGCUCCUCCUGGCGCGGUGGGACGCCGACACCUGCUCUCUGGUGUUCCACAAGACCUUUCCCGACAGGCAGCUUGUUGAGACGAUGACAAACGCCGUCUCCGAAGACGGCGCGACCAUGACGGUAACACUCACCACCACGAGCAAGGGCGGCCAGAGUGUCACCACGGUCGACACCUUCUCGAGAGCCAGAGACUCGAAGCGGUGGAGCAGCGGCUGAUGCGGCUAGCCAUGUACUACGUAGACGAGGGGAGGGUCGGGUGCGUCGGUCGGCCGGCGGAGCCUGUCCGUCGGCGGGUGUUCGG